AGUUUUGAAUGGGAAUUUCUGAUUCUCGACAAAUAAACAUGAGUGCCAAACAUUUUGUAGACACAGCAAUCCACGAUAAGUGUGUGGUAGUGUUCUCGAAAUCAUGGUGUCCAUACUGUAAAAUGGCAAAGACUGCCUUAGAUGAUGUUGGGGCCAAAUACGAGGUUGUUGAACUGGACAAACGAGGCGAUGGUGACGCCAUACAGGACUACCUCAAAAGCAUAACUGGCGCUAAAACGGUGCCAAGAGUUUUUAUCAAGGGCAAGUGUAUUGGAGGUGGCUCAGAGACCAGAGAUUUGAAAGAGUCUGGAGAACUUGAGAACAUGCUGCGAGAGUGCAAUGCUCUUAAAUAGAUACACAAGUGCCUGAAAACAACAUGUUGUAUAGUGUUCACUAUAAGUGAAAUACAGUAAUCCAUAUCAAACUAAAGACAGUCAUGUAAAGUCUAGUAGCAAAACGUUUAUAUCUAGGUAAUUACUAUACUUAAUAGUGGUGGUAUAGUAUACAAAUAUUUACUGGGUUGACAGGCAUAGCCUCUAGAUCACCAAGGGCUAUAUUUUGAACUAUGACCCAAUUAAAACCCAGUAAAUGUUUGUUUUAUAUACCACUACGCAGAUUGUAGGUAUUACAGGGCAUGGCUGGAACUAUUGCUCGGCUUUUAACCAAUCGAAUGCCUGACUUUUUGUAGUUGGUAUAUAAUAAUUACUAUACCUACCAAUGAUUCAUUUUCAAAGUGUAAGCUACAGAAAUGAAUGAAUAUAUAUUUGUAUUGAUGAAUUGAAUAAUAUGUUUAAGUAAUGAAUCUGGUUGCUUGUGUACUUGUAGUAUUAUUGUUAGAAACUUGAUAAAAUUCUGUAAAAAAGCAUUUUUUAUUUUAAAAGUUGCCAUGCCUUUUUUUAUUAAAAAAUAUCCACAUGGAUAUAAGGCCACUCCUAAAACAAAUUAUGUGUGCAAAUUAUAUGUGCCUUAAAUAACCAUUGAUUCAAUGACCUGAAAGAAUUGUGAACUACACUCAAAUAUAUAUCCUUUAACAUUUUAAUUACUUUUUAUAUCUUUAGUUAUUUGCUCUCCGUUGACAAUUUGGUUGAGAAUAUAUUUUCUUUCUGAAUUACCAAGACCAUACAUAAAUCAUAAGAUUCUUAUAAUUAUUUACCCAUAAAUUGGCUUGUUAUUUUCAUAGUAAAAUAUGGUAAGCUCUCCACACUGUCAAAUGUUAUGUGACAAAUAAAUGUGAUAUGCCCAUAUUUGGAUGGAAUAUGACAUCAUCAUGCCCAUAUAUGGGCACAUCAUACACAAUUUGUCACAUGGAAUUUUCAUAGUGUGGACAGAGCUUUAUUACAGAUUUUACCACAGACAAAUGUUUUGUUUGUUUUGCUAUAAUAGUGUAAAAAUAUUAACAUUUGGUUUGAUCAAGAUAAUUUUCAUGGUCGUCAGAGGCACAACAAAUAUUUUUUUCCAAGCCUGCCAUAUUGUAUACAGUACUUCUCUUAAGCCUGGCACCCACUGUCAUGCGAUGGUCGUACAACACGACAAAUCAAUCUUCGCUGUCUUUGAGGGCUUAACAAUGUGGUGUUGUCUGCUGAUUGUCAAUGGCAAGACAGAUGGAUUAUCAUUAUAAACAGUCCAUUGUGCAUACCUUUUGUGUUUUUGUGUUCCUCAGACAUUCAAUUGCUUUUGCCAGCUUUGGCUGAUUGACCGUUGGAACAUUGUAUUGUCAUUAAAAUUUCAUUUUUUUCAUAUUUAUUUUCUGAUGGUGGUAAUAAUACUGUAAUAAUUUCAUUCAUUCGUAGUGCUUUUCUUAUAUACUUUUAUAUAGUUUGUUUUUUUGAAUGGCGUAUUUAUCUUUAUUUUCGACAAAAUGCUUUAUUAUCUAUACUUCCAUGUUUAGUCUGAUCCCAGCACCAAAUACCAUGUUAAUUUUUAUCACAGGUUAUAUCAUUAUUCUAUCUUGUGUCAAAUAGGCUCAUCUGUCAUUUAAUUAAUGAUAGCUUUUGUAUAAAACUGCUUACAAUUUUUCUUUGCAGCAAAAUGAUGUAAAUUACAGUACUGUAAUUUCUGUUUUAUAAGGUUUUAUGCAAUAUUAACUUGUCUUGGUAUUCUGAAGCAACUCCCAUUAUGAGGAUCUGUGGGGGUUUUUUUUGCACAAAAAGAUUGACUGUAAAUAUAAGGUGUAGUUUGAUGCAAUAAAUAAAACCAGAUGAUUUGGUAAGCAAA
Molecule: messenger RNA, 2214 nt
Organism: Anneissia japonica
Lineage: Eukaryota; Metazoa; Echinodermata; Crinoidea; Comatulida; Comatulidae
Product: glutaredoxin-like
Exons: 2
Coding region: 9-353 (114 amino acids)
Biological process (GO): cellular response to oxidative stress
Cellular component (GO): cytoplasm
Molecular function (GO): glutathione disulfide oxidoreductase activity
Source: RefSeq, a predicted model, not a curated record